UGACGUCAGCAAAUCUAUUUACUUCUUAAGGCAGAUGCUUUCUAUAAUACUCCUACAACAACCCUAUUGUUCUUCAGCUCCAUGCGCACAGACAUUGACCCGAGUGUGAUGCCCCUAUUGGGUGAGAACUGUAGACAAGAGGAGACAUACAGUAGUUUUAAUUAAUUAAAUUGUCAAAAUGAACAUAUACAUAUCACAUAUUAACUGAUAUUAUUCAAUCGACAUUGUUUUCAUAAUGGCAAGUCAUAUGGCCAUAUGUAUCAUAAAAACUAUUCUGAGAUCCUUACUUUUGAAGUCUGCAAGAUGCUGUCUUCAUUCAAGUGAGUAUCAUCCACAAGAGGCUGCUGAGGGGUGAACAGCUCAUAAUAAUGGCCGGGAAGGGAGCAAAUGGAAUGGCAUCAAACACCUGGGAACCAUGUGUUUGAUGUAUUUGUUGCCAUCCCGCCAAUUCCGAUCCAGUCAUUAACACAAGCCCGUUCUCCACAAUUAAGGUGCCACCAACCUCCUGCGGUAUCAUCGGAAGUCUAAGCCCACAAUGAAAUAUGCCUCCUAAAGAUUGUGUUGUACUGACAAAAAUGACACUUCUGUGGGUGCCUAUGGUCUUGAGCUUUGGAGGAUUAUUUUUAUUGUUUACAUUAGUUGAAUGCAUUUGUACUACAGUUGUAUCGAAAUAUUGUCCCUCCUAUUAUGCAAUUACUGUAGAUACCAUAAAAAGCACAUGAAAGGCAUGUUCUUUUGUUUUUAAAACGUGUCAGUAGCAUAGGAAUUAUACUGAACAAAAAUAUAAAUACAUCAUGUAAACUGUUGGUCCCAUGUUUCAUGAGCUGAAAUAAAAGAUCAGAGAAAUUUUCCAUACGCACAAAAAGCUUAUUUCUCUCAAAUAAAUGUUGUGCACAAAUUUGUUUACAUCCCUGUCCUUUACCAAGAUAAUCAAUCCACCUGACUGGUGUGGCAUUUCAAGAAGCUGAUUAAACAGCAUGAUCAUUACACAGGUUUUCAAUUGUCUACCAUAAGCAUCGUUUUAGAGCAGGGUUUCCCAAACUCGGUCCUUGGUGCCCCCCUGGGUGCACGUGUUGGUUAUUGCCCUAGCACUACACAGCUCAUUCAAAUAACCAACUCAUCAUCAAGCUUUGAUUAUUUGAAUCAGCUGUCUAGUGUUAGGGGCAUUAAAAAAAGUGCACCCAGGGGGGGCCCCAGGACCGACUUUGGGAAACACUGGUUUUAGAAAAUUUGGCACUACGUCCAACCGGCCUCACAACCGCAAACCACUCCGACCCAGGACCUCCACAUCCGGCUUCUUCACCUGCGGGAUCAUCUGAGACCAGCCACCCGGAGAGCUGAUGAAACUGGGUUUGCACAACCAAAGAAUUCCUGCACAAACUGUCAGAAAGCGUCUCAGGGAAGCCCAUCUGUGUGCUCGUCGUCCUCACCAGUGGACAAAUGCUCACCUUCAAUGGCCACUGGCAUGCUGUAGAAGUGUGCUCUUCACGGAUGAAUCCCAGUUUCAACUCUACCCGGCAGGUGGCAAGGGUCGCAAGCAUCUGGACACAAUUCCUGUAAGCUGAAAAUGUCCCAGUUCUUCUGUGGCCUGCAUACUCACCAGACAUACCGUAUCACCCAAGGAGCAUGGUUGGGGUGCUCUGAAUCAACGUGUACGACAGUGUGUUCCAGUUCCCGGGAAUAUCCAGCAACUUCACACAGCCAUUGAAGAGGAGUGGGACAACCUUCCACAGGUCACAAUAAACAGCCUGAUCAACUCUAUGCGAGGCAAAUGGUGGUCACACCAGAUACUGAAUGGUUUUAGGAUCCAUGCUCUACCUUUUUUUUUGUUUAAAGGUAUCUGUGACCAACAGAUGCAUAUCUAUAUUCUCAGUCAUGUGAAAUCCAUACUGUAGAUUAGGGCCUAAUUUAUUUAUUUCAAAUUGACUGAUUUCCUUAUAUGAACUGUAACUCAGUAAAAAAAUGAAAUGGUUGAAAUGGUUGCAUGUUGCGUUUAUAUUUUUGUUCAGUGUAAUUAAUGUUCUUGGAUAAAUCAAAGUUCUUUUGUGCAAAAUAUAUUAGAGGAAUCUAACCUGAAUUGUGUGUGUUUUUCUGCUUGUCAGAUUAAUUAAAUGUUUUAAUGACUGAGCCUAGAGAAAAUUGAGGUGGCUGUGCGAAGGCAUGUCUGUACUAUUGUACAUCAUUGUGUAAGAAGGGUAAAAAAGCUUGUAAUUUAUUAUAUUUAGUGGCGUAGGUAGAUGAUUAUGAAACACUGACUGUUAAUUUGGACCUAAACAAUAGAAAAUAUCUAGAGUGUAAAUUACAUGUAAUUAAUGACAAAGUAAUGUGUAUUACAGAAGUAACCUUAGUUUACUUUUUUCCUAGCUGGCUCUGAAAAUGGCCAUUAUUGAUUGGAUGGAAUAAAGCAAUUAUUUGUACAUUUUAAAGGUUAAACUGAAACAUUCGAAUGGCAUCGAUGGACCAUAUUUAGAAAUAAACUCCAAAAAGUCCCUUAUAGUAAUGUCUAAUAGGUUCACUAUCCGUAUCUGUGAACUGUUAGGCUAAUGAAAUUAUGUAUAGCCUUUCACUAAAACACAAGAUUUUACAUGAUCUGGCUGUAGCUUCAAGUUUAAAUGGGCUUAAAAAUGACAUAUUCACUAAUAUCUCUGUGUUUAUAUGGUUUGUGUUGUCUGUGAGAGAUAGAGAGAGAGAGAGAGAGAGAAAGGGAUGGAUGGGUGGUUGCCUUCUUUCUUUGUUAUCUCAACCACUCUUUAUCACCUAUUGGUGCAUGGUAGUCCCGUUUUGGGAAAUAACCUGGUUCAAUGGACUAACGGGAUUAUUAAUGUUGUUUGCCAUGUUGUAUUGUGCGCAUAAUGAAACAUUCUGUGAUAUUUCUAUUGCCAUUUUUCAUACAUUUGAAGACUUAUUGAACCAAGAAUAUUGUGAUCAAUCCACCCUAAUGUGAUGAUGUUCUGAGUAAAUGAAAGAUGAAAGAUUCACUAACGUUAUAUUGAUGUUAAUUCAUUUUAAUACCGCUUAUAAUACCAAGCAGUUUUUCUUUUAUAAUAAUUGUUUUCUUCUUAUCAGGAGCACAUACAUCCAUUUAUCAAAUAAACCUUCAUAUGCAUCCCUCCAACGCUCCCUCAUCGCAGCUCCUCCUACAGAAUAUUCUGUUCGGUUGCGCCGGGUGAGUUUUAUAGCAACUGUUGCCCAGUGAGGCAGCGCCAUAGUCACCGUAGUCCUGGCGACUGUAACCCACCAACAACAACAACCUUUCGUUCCAUCAUUGCCACCUCCACCAUCCUCACUUCAUCCUCAUCAACCAGUCCUCAGCCCAGGCGCCAUGCAGACCCCUGAGGCAGGCGCUGACUCCGCCUCCACUGUCCCUCUUCAGACCGCCGUGCCUGUGCAGCCCGCAGGCUCCGCCCAGCAGGUGACCUCUCAGGUGCCUGUCCAGCAGCAGACCCAGACUGUUCAACAGGUUCAGCAUGUAUACCCAGCACAGGUGCAGUAUGUGGAGGAGAACAGUGGCGUCUACACCAACGGAACCAUACGGACGUACUCGUACUCCGAGCCCCAGGUGUACAGCCAGAACAGUGGAGGGAGCUACUUUGACACGCAGGGCAGCUCGUCUGAGGUGUCUACAGUGGUGUCGUCCCAUGGCAUGGCCAACAAUGGAGGGGGGAACGGGGGUCUGACCAUGGGUCUGGCCGGGGGGCAGAUCAUCAGCAGCUCUGGAGCCUACCUCAUCGGGGGCAACUCUAUGGACAACUCUGCCCCCCACCCAGCCACUCAGACUACCCGAGCCUCCCCGUCCACUGUGAGUAUUGAAAUGGCGAUUGAGACGCUCCAAAAGACUGAAGGUUUAUCCAGUCAGAGAAGCUCGCUGCUCAACAGCCAUCUGCAAUGGCUACUGGAUAACUAUGAGACUGCGGAGGGGGUGAGUCUGCCUCGCUCCACCCUCUACAACCACUACUUGCGCCACUGCCAGGAGCAGAAAUUGGACCCGGUCAACGCCGCUUCCUUCGGCAAGCUCAUCCGCUCCAUCUUCAUGGGGCUACGCACGCGACGCCUCGGCACAAGAGGGAACUCAAAGUACCACUACUAUGGCAUCCGGCUGAAGCCGGACUCUCCUCUCAACAGACUGCAGGAGGACAUGCAGUACAUGGCCCUCAGACAGCAGCCUGUCCAACAGAAACAGAGGUUUAAGCCGGUGCAGAAGGUUGAUGGGGUGUCUGGGGAGAACUUCUCAGGCGGUGGCCAGCACACUCCCAGUGCAGCAGAGCAGACCGUCAUUGCACAGAGCCAGCACCACCAGCAGUACCUGGACGCAUCCCGGGCGCUGCCAGACUUUGUGGAGCUGGACCUGGGAGAGACCAACGUGGAGAACAUCGGCCCAGACGACAUCAAAGCUCUCCAGUCACUAUACAGAGAGCACUGUGAGGCCAUUCUGGAUGUGGUGGUGAACCUCCAGUUCAGUCUAAUAGAGAAGCUGUGGCAGACAUUCUGGCGCUAUUCCCCCUCUGAUUUAGUGGAGGGCACCACCAUCACAGAAAACAGUGGUAUGAGUGAGAUUGAGGGCCGUUUGCCCUGCUCCAGGCUGGUGGUGCUCUGUAGGAACGAGGCUGUGCUCAAGUGGAUGAGUUCCUGUGACCACCUGAUGUACCAGGCCCUAGUGGAGAUCCUCAUCCCUGAUGUCCUCAGACCCAUCCCCAGUGCCUUGACUCAAGCCAUCCGCAACUUUGCCAAAAGCCUGGAAGGCUGGCUCAACAAUGCCAUGAACGUCAUUCCACAGAGAAUGAUCCAGACAAAGGUUGCCGCUGUUAGUGCCUUUUCUCAGACGAUGCGUCGUUACACUAGUCUGAACCACCUGGCCCAGGCAGCCCGUGCUGUGUUGCAGAACACCUCCCAGAUCAAUCAGAUGCUCAGCGACCUCAACCGCGUCGACUUCGCCAACGUACAGGAGCAGGCGUCGUGGGUGUGUCAGUGUGAGGAGGGUGUGGUUCAGAGGUUAGAGCAGGACUUCAAGGCCACCCUGCAGCAGCAGAGCUCUCUGGAGCAGUGGGCUGCCUGGCUGGACAACGUGGUCACCCAGGUCCUACAGCCCUUCGAGGACAGGCCCAGCUUCCCCAGGGCUGCGCGUCAGUUCCUGCUCAAGUGGUCCUUCUACAGCUCCAUGGUGAUUCGAGACCUGACUUUGCGCAGCGCGGCCAGUUUCGGCUCGUUCCACCUGAUCCGCCUGCUCUACGACGAGUACAUGUUCUACCUGGUGGAACACCGCGUCGCCCAGGCAACCGGCGAGACGCCCAUCGGUGUCAUGGGAGACUUCGAUGACCUCAACGCCAUGUCGCCUGCUUACAUGGACAAAGACGAGGUGAGUGAGAUGGACAGUGACCUAGAGGAGGACAUGGAGGAGUCUGGGGAGCCGCUGGCCAAGCGGGAGAAGGCUGAGUUGCAGCAUGAGCACCAGGUGAUCCAGGUGAUUCAGGUGGGGGCUCUGGAGGACGGCUGUAACCCCGUGGUGGGGGUGGUGCAGCCGGGUAUCCUGCACUCCCUGCCCCAGCCCCCCCAGGACCACGCUGAGCACAUCCUCACCCCUUCUGCCGCCACCCCCACCAUCCGCCACUGCAGCGCCACCGGCAACACCUACGCCUCCGUCUGAAGAGAGAGACGCCCACAAACCACUCUUCUCUUGAUCUGUCUGUCUCUCCCUCUCUAUUUCAAUGGGUCACGCUGUCUCACACACACGUCUGCACUAUUUCCCUCUGUCAUGUGCUGUGUUUUCUCUGCUCUCCUCCGCCCCCAGGCCACUAGAGGACGAUGAAAAUCACCAUGACCACAGCCACUGGCGUCACACAAACCGUGGAUAGAUUAAAAGAGCUGGAUGUGAAUAGGAAUGUGGGCGGGCCGCCUCUGUCUGCUGUCAUCCCAUAUUUCUGUCCUCUGGGAGUGGAUGCUGGGUGAGGGAGGAGGAUUGGAAGGGGGGGGGGUGACCCAUGAGAUGCUGCCAGAUGUGAGACACUGACUGACCCUAGCUGUGUAGAGGGGAGGGUAUAUAUUCAAAGCUCAAAUCCAAGCCACCAGCCCCAGAUGAGCGAUGUGAUUGAUUGAUAAGAGUACUCUUGGUUCACUCUUGGUUCACUCUUAGAUCGGGUUGUUUCGUAUAUAGUGCAUAUAUAAUAAACAAAACAGAGGUGCUGUUCUCUCACAUUAGCAGAUAUUCCUCCCAAUCAUGAGGUGAUAUACGUUCUUACAGAGAAAGCAUUGACACAUUCCAGUUAAGGACAGAAUUGAGUUGAACGAUAUGAUAUUUUUGGUUGUUGUUGACUUUUUUGUGUAUUUCAAACCUUUGUUUAGAUAAUGACAUUCGGUGAUGUAUGAUUGCUUGUGAUGUGGCAGCUGUUUUGCGUUCUAUGAUUUAUUGAAUAGUGUAUAAUCGUAGCCAUGAUCCCCUGAUAACCCCGAAUGGCUUCUAGCCGUGAAGUUUGUUCUGCCCAUGAAGAAAGACGUACUCUUAUGCAUGCUGCUACUCUAUAGAAACACGAGGCGAGACAGACGGACGGACUGGAUGUACUAUACCACUACAACACUAGCUUUUCUACGCACUUCAUGCAUCGUAUGGGAUGCUCUUGACUUAUUGCCUUGGUUUGGUUGGAUUUAGAUACUGGAUAGUGUGAUAAAAAUGUAAUUAGUUAAGACUCGUAUAAUCUACCGACAUGUUCUCAGUGUGUGUGUGUUUGUAGUUUCUAUCUUGGUAGAUGUCUUAAGUUGUGAAUGGACCAAAAAAAACAAACCAACCAGAGGAAACUGGCAGAGAGUGAGAGCCAUCAUGGCCGCCACAGUGGUCCCGGCGAGGCUGCUGCGUGUCCCGUUUUCCUGUCCCAACAGUGCUGUGGGUGGUGUUGCAGAGCAGACUGAAUGUCAGGGAUUCUAUGUACCUCGGCUUCAUCCUAGUGCCUUAAUAACCCUUACUGCAGCUGUCCAUGUAGUUCUGACUGAUUAUGUGGUUGUGGGGAGGGAUAGUACAUUCUGUGUUACUGUCCCAGCCACAGCUUUGGCCCUCUCUCUGGUGACUUGUGGCUGGAUUUGGGCUGGCUCGUUGGUGUUACUGAAGGCUGGGGAGGUGCAGGUUCAGAGGUGCUUGUAGUUUUCUCUGGAUUGUGCCGGUUCUAUUACUUUUUGUUUCUUUGUUCGGUUUCCCACUGAUGUGGGUGUGUUGCCUCGUUCCUGCUCUCACUCUCUCUCUCGAGGCCUGCUCCUGCUUUGGCAUGUGCAAUCGGGUGAAGCGUGCGCGUGUGCCGACGUGAGCGCUCGACCUGAUCGAGAUGAUGGUUGCGCGUAACCGUUGUGGUUGUUGUGGAUGAAUGAGUCCGAGCGUGGGUUUUGCGCACACCCACUAGUCACCCUACCUCACACCAGCGGUGCCAGCCUUUUAACACAUGCAGCACGUCACCAAACCUUGUUCUCACACACAUAUGUAUCCUUACUACUCCCACGACACACCACAAUAACACUAUAUGCCUCUCACACUACACAGCUAAAAAUACACAUGGUCAUUUUAGCCCAUUCAGUCCUCAGUCCACAUCAUCAUCUCUUGUUCUAUCGGUUGUAAAGUGCAUUUUUGUAUAGUGGACCAAAAGUAGAUAUUUUCUGAUAUUUAAAGAUAUAUAUAUAUAUAUAUAUAUAUAUAGAUAGAUAGAUAGAUAUAUAUAAGGAUGAUACAAUACGUAUGUAUUCAUCUUUAUUUGUUUUGUUUUUCAUGUGGUUGAUCUGUCAUCCGUGGUUGUUUCGUUGGUAGUUAGCUCUUCUGUGAUUGGUCGAUUGACUGUGAAAUGGGCGGGGGCAUGGGGACCAGCUUCUGACGACACUGGAUACACAUUUUGUACUUGAACUGUUAUUGAUCGCUUUUAGGAAAUGGACAGCACACUGGCAAAAGGUGUUGAACUGGAAGAAUCUUGUUGAUACUACUGAAAUUACUUUUCUGUUUUUUGUUUAACUCUCAUAUCUGGAGAACUGUAUGCACCAAUGCUUUGCCUAGACUUUAUUUAUUGGUAUUUAUUGUGCUUUUGUUUUACUAUUUGAGAAGUUAUUCUUAAGUUAUGCACACGUAUCCAUACCAGUCUUGAAAAUGAAAUUACACUAUAUAUACAAAAGUAUGUGGACAUCCAUUCAAAUCAGUGGAUUCAGCUAUUUCAGCCACACCCGUUGCUGACAGGUGUAUAAAAUCAUCGAUCACACAGCCAUGCAAUCUCCAUAGACAAACUUUGUCAGUAGUUUGGCCUCACUGAAGAGCUCAGUGACAUUCAACGUGGCACCAUCAUUUCCAACAAGUCAGUUCGUCAAAUUUCUGCCCUGCUAGAGCUGCCCCAGUCAACUCUAAGUGCUGUUAUUGUGAAGUGGAAACGUCUAGGAGUAUCAACUACUCCGAAGUGAAGUGGUAGGCCACACAAGUUCACAGAACGGAAACACCGAGUGCUGAAGCGCGUAGCGCGUAAAAAUUGUCUCUCCUCGGUUGCAACACUCACUAACGAGUUCUAAACUGCCUCUGGAAGCAACGUCAGCACAAAAACUUGCCUGCACAGACCCUGACCUCAACCCCAUCGAACAUCUUUGGGAUGAAUUGGAAGGCUGAAUGCAAGCCAGGCCUAAAUGCCUUCCCAGAAGAGUGGAGGCUGUUAUAGCAGCAAAGGAGAGACCAACUCCAUAUUAAUGCCCAUGAUUUUGAAAUGAGAUGUUUGACGAGCAGCUGUCCACAUACUUUUGGUCUUGUAGUGUAUGAGUUCUGACAAUUUUUACUACUGAGAAACAAAAUGUACCUGCUAAAAAAAAUGGAAAUUAUGUUUUCAGAGGAUCAUGAAUUUAUUUUAUCAACUACAUUUUCUUUAGAUAUAUAUGGUACUUAGCAGAUUGUGCAUGUGUGAUUUACUUUAUGAGAAAGGGCCAUUCUACUGAUAAUGCCUUUUACUAGUUCACUGAAGAUAAAGUGCAUUCACUUUAGACUGAAAAGGCAAUUGACCUUGCUUACAGGUUAUUGAAGGCUUUGGGCAUUUGUUUACAUGUCAAACUUUGACCACACAGAAAUUACAAGAUCUUACUCAACCUGACUGUACAGUCAGUCACCUAACAUGUCAUUAGAGAUGGCUCUUGAACUUUGACCUUUUUGUCCGGAAAAUACUGAAGAUGUUAAGAUGAAUUGUGUAUUCAUUUGUGCCUGGAGUGCAAACAGCUUACAGAUGUGCUUUAGAAUCUUGAAAGUGCUUUUUUUGAUCUUGCAUGCCUUUUUGUGCUGCUAGAAUCUAUUGGUUCGUCUACUUUGUGUUUGGUUUUCUUUGGAAUAUGUGCCAGAUUGUAAAUGCUGUAUUCACUCUGCGACCUCAUCAAACCUGCCUGUUUCAAAACUGGACUCAAGCCAAUUCUGUCAACACAAAUGAUGUUGUAAUCAUAGAUAAUCAUUCACAAAAAGUAAUACGUUUAUUUGUUUGGAACAAAAAAUAUUAUAGGUCCUUCCCCAUAGUCUUACGUCACUGAUGGCUCCUGGCAACGUGUGGCGUUAGAAGACAAUAGGGCCUUGAUUAAUUGAGCCCAUUUCUAACCUAAAAGGUUUGAUACAGCAACUACAACAACAAAAAAUGAAAAGGAAACAAUCUUGACAUCCUGAAAAACAUAUCAGCUAUUCUCAAACUGUCAGUUGGAAGUGGUGAGAAUACAUCAGCUUCACUGAUCCACAAGACUCCAGUGCCUUUAAUUUGACCCAGACAGCUGGGCCUAACGUCUCUGGUCUGACUCCAUGGCUCCAGACACAGGCUCUUUAGAGCAGACUUUAUGAAAGAGGUGAAAAUGGCUGCUCACAUGGAGAAGAGGAUAUGGGCCUAUGGGAUCGUACAGUCCUAUCCUUAAUUCUGACCUCAUCCAACUGACUACUGGUCAACUGUCACUGACCAAUGACCAAACAUGACAGUUUACACUGGGUGGGGCAUUCUCCACAUAUUUGCUGUUGGAUGGAGCUUUAGGAGAGAACUACUACAGAUUUACAUUAUCACUAAACUAAGAGAAAGAUUGGAGUACUACUGGACUGGGAUAUUUGCCAAUGGCAACACUGUACUAUCAUUAUCAUUUCCUUUUGUUGUAUGAUAUUAUGAUAUUCACUGAUUGCUGUAUGGUGGCUUUAUUCUGUUUGAUUUUCAAUAUUUUCUUGAUCUAUUUUAAGUGCCAUUUGACGGUCUAGUGAGUUGUGGCCCACUGUAGCACGCUCUAAUGCAAGCACAAGCAUUUGGCAGUGGAUAUUAGGGAAACCUUUUCCUUGAACCCCUUUCCCCCUAAGAUGUAAAUAUAGACAAAAUGGGAAGAAAUAUUUAUUUGUCUCUUAAAUAUUUGUUUUGUUCUUUUUGGAUGAUUUUAUUUCAUCUGAUAUGUUGGCAAAAGUACUUUGUGAUUUCUCUUGUUUUGGAUAAUGUAUUGUAUUUAUAUAUACAUAUCAUGUGACUUUUUGUUUCAAGUUACGUCUUAGUAUAUACUAUCUUCUGAAAUUGGCAAGAGAAAACCGAUAAGUGUAGGGUGAUUUGUAAUGUGUAUUUUACAUAAAAGAUUAAACUGUGGAACUUUUAUAUUUAUAAAGGCAUAUUAACAUUAAGGCCAAGGGCUCUAUUCAAUUUAAAGGCAAUGUUCCCACUUUAGCGGAGACUGCAUUCACGGUAAACGCUGCAUAUGUCGGCUCAAUCGGAAAUAACUUUUACAGUUCUAUCGCGCAAUCUGUAAAGCUUCAGCGAUAGAUUGAAUAGAGCCCUCAGUGUGUCGUAAUGAUGGAAAUAUAGGAACUAUUAAAGACAUGUAGUUUGGUUUUCUGAAUAUUUCAGACUUGAGCUCAGGCUAGCUUAGUGUUGUUUUCUUAAUUUGUGGCUUGUCUUUAAAUUAAUAAACUUUUUCUUGUUAAAUAUAA
Molecule: messenger RNA, 10915 nt
Organism: Oncorhynchus keta (chum salmon)
Lineage: Eukaryota; Metazoa; Chordata; Actinopteri; Salmoniformes; Salmonidae
Gene: rfx3
Product: regulatory factor X, 3 (influences HLA class II expression)
Exons: 17
Coding region: 3323-5641 (772 amino acids)
Biological process (GO): regulation of transcription by RNA polymerase II
Cellular component (GO): nucleus
Molecular function (GO): DNA-binding transcription factor activity, RNA polymerase II-specific; RNA polymerase II cis-regulatory region sequence-specific DNA binding
Source: RefSeq, a predicted model, not a curated record